This is a messenger RNA of Rosa rugosa (rugosa rose), 1980 nucleotides long. RefSeq names its product UDP-glycosyltransferase 91A1-like. Gene Ontology annotation, molecular function: UDP-glycosyltransferase activity. The transcript has a single exon. NCBI's taxonomy places the organism in Eukaryota, Viridiplantae, Streptophyta, Magnoliopsida, Rosales, Rosaceae. The record is from RefSeq and is a predicted model, not a curated record. Bases 287 to 1744 code for a protein of 485 amino acids.
AGAAUCAGAUCGUGUUUUUUUUUUUUUUUUUUGGGUAAAUAUUCUAAUUUGGUACUGAUCAAAGUCUAGAGCUACAGUAUAGUUAAGUUGACAAAUACUUAGUCUAUAUAUACUGGACUUUGCUUUUCUUCCCCUGUGGUUUAGUAGUGUCAGAUCCCAAGUCUAAGCUAAUAAGACGGAGAUUUGGGAAUAUGAUUAGCAGUGUCGCAUCCAUAAUAUAAAGACUACACAACUAUAUAAUCCAAGCAAGCGACCUGGUUUUCUGCAUACUGAGUAGAAGAAAGCCAUGGAGUCCAUCACUGUCCACCCCAUGGAGUCCAUCAAUGUCCACCCCACCAUGCCCAACAAUAACAAGGACAUUAAGCUACACAUAACCAUGUUCCCAUGGCUAGCCUUUGGCCACAUGAUCCCAUACCUCGAACUCGCCAAGUUGAUCGCCGGAAAAGGCCACAAAAUCUCAUUCAUCUCCACCCCAAGAAACAUCGACCGCCUCCCGCCUCUCCCGCCAAAACUCUCCGCCCUAAUCACCUUUGUGAAGCUUCCACUGCCCCAGAAUCCGAACCUUCCAGAAGGUGCCGAGGCCACCGCGGACUUGCCCGAAGACCAGGUCCCCCAUCUCAAGAAUGCCUACGAUUGUCUGGCCCAACCGAUCUCCCAAUUCCUCAAAUCUACCAACCCCGAUUGGCUUCUCUUUGACUUCGCGCCUUACUGGGUGCCAGAAAUAGCCCAAACUCUCGGGAUCCCGACCGCCUUCUUCAGCAUUGUGAUCGCCGCCGCAGUGACCUUCCUAGGGCCCACCUCGCCUGAAAUACCCGCUGAUGACCGUAAAUUACCAGAGGAUUACGUAGUCCCGCCCAAGUGGGUGCCAUUCCCGGCCACCGUGGCGUGGCGAUUUUUUGAGGUGCUUCGGCUCUUUAAAGCAAUAUCCGGAGACGAAACAAACGUCUCGGUCGUGUAUCGGUUCAUGGAGACACUGCGAGGCUGCGACUUGAUCGCUGUAAGAAGCUGUGCAGAGUUCGAAUCAGAAUGGUUGAGCCUUCUACAAGUCAUACACGGAAAACCUGUUCUGCCGGUUGGUGUACUCUCCACUACGCCGAAAGCCGACGACGAAAAUGAAACGUGGCGGUCAAUAAAGGACUGGUUGGACCGGCAGAGCAAAAACACGGUGGUGUACGUGGCUUUCGGAACAGAAGCAAUGCCGAGUCAAGAGGAAGCAACGGAAAUAGCCCUAGGUUUGGAGAAGUCCGGUUUGCCCUUCUUUUGGGUGCUGAGAACCAAACACGGCGAGGAAGCGGUUAAGUUGCCGGAGAGUUUCGAGGAGAGAAAUGAAGAGCGGGGAGUGGUGUGCAGGAGUUGGGCCCCACAGCUGAAGAUACUGGCUCACGACUCGGUGGGCGUGUUUCUGAGUCAUUCGGGUUGGAGCUCGGUGGUGGAGGCGUUGACUUUUGGUAGACCGAUGGUGUUGUUACCCAUGUCAAAUGACCAGGGGUUGAAUGCGAGGUAUUUCGGGGAGAAGAAGGUCGGAUAUGAGUUGCCGAGGGACGAGCAAGACGGGUCGUUUACGGGUAAGGCGGUGGCGGAGUCGCUGAGGAUGGUGAUAGAGAAGGAGGAGGGGAGGGUUUAUAGGGACAAGGCCAAGGAGUUGAAGCCGUUGUUUGGAGACAGGGAGAGGCAAAACGAGUACGUGGACAAGUUUUUGGAGUACCUCACAACCCACAAAGGAUAUCCUAUCCUUUCAGCAUGAAGGCACGUUACUGCAUGAUUCAAACUCAAGCAAUGGUCACACACUUGUUUGAUCUCUCUCUUAAUUAUGAUAUUUUUAUUUCUUUUUGGAUGAACCUGUUUUUCACUACUAUCGAUCGUGUGAGAUUUUUUUUUGUUUUUGGGUUAAGUUUUAAGCAGCAGUGAGUGUGGAAGUACUAAUAAUCAAGUUCGUGGGAUAUAUACUUCAUUUCUUUCCUUCUUCGAGUACUUUAUGGC